Messenger RNA from Trichoderma harzianum CBS 226.95, 1270 nucleotides. RefSeq lists its product as hypothetical. The transcript has a single exon. Gene Ontology annotation, molecular function: oxidoreductase activity. Bases 169 to 1149 code for a protein of 326 amino acids. Gene Ontology annotation, cellular component: endoplasmic reticulum. The record is from RefSeq and is a predicted model, not a curated record. Lineage: Eukaryota; Fungi; Ascomycota; Sordariomycetes; Hypocreales; Hypocreaceae.
CCGUCUUCUCUGACGAAGUGACAGACGUAGAGGAAAUUGAUCUCUACGAUCCAGUUUCCAAAAUCGCAUAGCCUUGGUUCUGGGCAUAUAUACAUUCUACCUAUCUAUGCCCAGAAUCCUGCGUUUCGUUUAAGCUGCUCAGUCAUUUAUAUUACUUCAUUGCCCAAGAUGUACUCUUCCCGCAUCUUUGCGUCCAUCGGCGCAGUUACGGUUGCUGCCCUCGCUAUCAAUGUCCUCUCCGCCGUCAAGGUCUACAUCCUUCCCUCAAAGUUGAAGCGAUAUGCACAUUUUUCAUCCGAUGGCAAGCAUCCGUGGGCCUUGGUAACUGGCGCAUCAGAUGGCAUUGGCCGAUCUUUUGCAGAAGAGCUCGCGUUACGGGGCUUCAAUGUGGUUCUCCAUGGCCGCAACCAGACAAAGCUUGACGUGGUAAAGGCUGAGCUGCAAAAGAAACACCCGGAGACUUCUUUUCGAACUCUUGUCGCAGACGCCAGCAAAGUGCAGUGCGUGAAUUGUCUGCAGGGCGGAGAGAACGAGUCGCAACACCCGCUAGACUUCAAUGCUAUCAAAGACGCGCUUCAAGACUUGCACCUCACAGUCCUGAUCAACAAUGCGGGUGGCGGCGCCAGGGAUCCCGUCUAUCUCUCGCUGAGCGACAGUUCUGAGGAGCGCAUUACUGAUAACGUCACCGUCAAUGCAUUGUUUCCUCUGCAUCUGAUUCGUGUUCUUCUUCCGCAUCUGGCGCAAAAUUCGCCUGCCCUGAUCAUGAACAUCAGCUCCCUGGCUGACGCCGGGCUUCCCUUGCUUGCCUCUUACAGCGCAAGCAAACAAUUUUUAAUGACUUUAACGCGUACUAUAGACCUAGAAAUUGCGUUCUCGGGCAAAACAGACAUUGAGUGCUUGGGGGUCCGCGUUGGUAACGUCACUGGUGUAUCGCAUAAUAGACAGUCUCCGUCAUUCUUCACGCCAUCGGCUAACACAAUGGCUCGAGCGGCGCUAGACCGCGCCGGUCGCGGGCACGGGGUUAUAACUGGCCACUGGGCGCAUGCGCUGCAACAGGCUAUGAUGGAUUUUAUGCCUACGUUUCUAGCAAGAAUUGUUAUUCUUAAUACCAUUCGCGAGAGGAAGGAAGCCGAAUCAAAAUCAAGCUAAAAUGUGAUCUAUUCGAUACAUGGCGUUGAAUGAAAGAUGUACAUCUUAUUGAUAGCUAGAGGAUAUAGUUUUGAACAGGUUUGGUCAAUAUUAAAGAUUCUACACGAAGAGUGAGCUGCCA